AUGGCGGUACCCAAGAUCCUUGUCUGCCGAACGAUGCCGUCCUCGGUGCUGAAACGAGCCGAAGCGGCUGGUCAAGUGCAACUCAUUACACGACCUGACGCUGAAGGUGAGCAAGCACCGUCGCGAGAAUGGGUGCUGUCGAACUUGCGCAACCACUCGGUGUGUGGCGCGGUGAUCUGCCUUUCCGAGAAGGUGGAUGCCGAGUUCCUGGAUGCAGCAGGGGCAUCACUCAAAGUGAUUUCCACCAUGUCGGUUGGUUACGACCACAUUGACCUCGCGCUGUGCAAGGAACGUGGCGUUCGAGUGGGCAACACUCCGCGCGUGCUCGAUGAUGCCGUGGCCGAAGUCUGUCUUCUUCUCGCAUUGAUGGUGACGCGCCAGGUGCCGCUUGCGAUUCGAACGGUGCGCCAAGGUGAAUGGCCACAGAACCCUUGGACACCGACGUGCUUUACGGGACCUCAGAUUCGAGGCAAGACAAUCGGAUUUCUGGGAUUCGGUAACAUUUCCCAAUCGCUCUGCAAGCUGCUGGUCGCUUUCAAACCAGCAAGAAUCGUGUAUACGACGUCGAAGCCAAGGCCUUUCGACGAGCACGACGCGUACUUUGCCUCGUUGAUGCAAGAUCGUUUUCCCGUCCAGACGAUCCAGGUGGAGAAUGUCGAGGACAAAUUCGAGAUGGCAAACCAAGCCGAUCUCGUAUUUGUGAUGGUCGAUCUGAAUCCCAGCACCAAGCACAUUGUUAGCAAGCAAUUCUUGGACGCCAUGAAGCCGUCGGCCUACAUGAUCAACGCAUCGCGUGGUGGCACUGUCGACACAGCCGCGUUGGUCGACGCACUCCGGAACGACAAGAUCGCCGGAGCCGGACUGGACGUUAUCGAAGGAGAGCCAGUCGUCCACGCGGAUCACCCUCUGCUCGCGCCUGAUUGCAGAGACAAAGUGGCGCUGUUACCGCAUAUCGGCAGUGGCACCACCGAGACACGUCGAGCUAUGGCGGAUAUGACGAUGAACAACCUGCUCGGUGCGCUGGGGUUGAGGCAGGAGAGCGGACAAGAGUCGAGCAUGGAGGCGGAGCUCUAA
Messenger RNA from Mycosarcoma maydis (corn smut), 1074 nucleotides. RefSeq lists its product as uncharacterized. Lineage: Eukaryota; Fungi; Basidiomycota; Ustilaginomycetes; Ustilaginales. Bases 1 to 1074 code for a protein of 357 amino acids. Gene Ontology annotation, cellular component: cytosol. Gene Ontology annotation, molecular function: hydroxypyruvate reductase [NAD(P)H] activity; NAD binding; glyoxylate reductase (NADPH) activity. The record is from RefSeq and is a predicted model, not a curated record. The transcript has 3 exons.